AUUUGAAACUGAUUUACCGUGCACUAGCAAUCAUCGGUUCUAUCACCAUCAACAUGAGCCUUAAGAUCGAAACUGUUGCAACCACCCCAUUCGAGGGCCAAAAACCAGGUACCAGUGGUCUACGGAAGAAGGUAAAAGUGUUCACCCAGAAAAACUAUACCGAAAACUUUGUCCAAUGCAUUCUGGAUGCCAACGGUUCUGCCCUGGCAGGUUCCACCCUCGUGCUCGGCGGCGAUGGCCGUUACUUCUGCAAGGAAGCCUCCGAACUGAUUGUACGGCUCUGUGCUGGUAACGGUGUGCGCAAGAUUUUGCUCGGCCAAAACGGUAUCCUUUCCACACCGGCCGUGUCCAGCUUAAUCCGUCGCCACAAGGCACUGGGUGGAAUUGUGCUAACCGCUUCCCAUAAUCCCGGCGGUCCGGAAAAUGAUUUCGGCAUCAAGUUUAACUGUGAAAACGGUGGACCAGCUCCGGACGCGUUCACGAACAAAAUCUACGCCCUGUCGGGUGAAAUCAAGCAGUACAAAAUAGCGCCCGUUUCGGUGGACGUUGGCGUAGUGGGUGUGACGAAUGCUGAGGUAGACGGUAAACCGUUCACGGUCGAGGUGAUUGACUCGGUGUCGGAUUAUGUGCUGCUGAUGAAGGAAAUCUUUGACUUUGAGCAGUUGAGCGGAUUCGUGAGUGGGAAAUCACGGCCCGGUGGCGCACCGCUCAAGAUGCGUAUCGAUUCGAUGAACGGUGUAACGGGUAGCUAUGUGAACGAGAUCUUCGUAAACUGUCUCGGUGCGUCGAAGGAUGGUGUUGUCCAUACGACACCACUGCCCGACUUUGGUGGACUGCAUCCGGAUCCGAAUUUGACGUACGCCAAGGACCUGGUCGAUACGGUUCGGGCAGGCGAUUACGAUAUUGGAGCAGCGUUCGAUGGGGAUGGUGAUCGUAACAUGAUUAUCGGUCGUAAAGCGUUCUUCGUAACACCGAGCGAUUCGUUGGCGGUGAUCGCACACUAUCUGGAGUGCAUUCCGUACUUCAAGCGCAAUGGUGUUCAGGGACUUGCACGCAGCAUGCCGACCGCUUCGGCCGUUGAUCGUGUUGCGGAAGCGCUGGGCAAGGAGAUGUUUGAGGUACCGACCGGGUGGAAGUACUUUGGCAAUCUGAUGGAUGCUGGCCGGCUGUGUCUGUGUGGCGAGGAAAGCUUCGGCACGGGAUCUAAUCAUAUCCGCGAGAAGGAUGGUGUGUGGGCCGUACUGGCUUGGCUCUCGAUCAUGUCCCACACGGGCAAAAGCAUUGAGGAUAUCUGUGUGGAGCACUGGAAGCGUUAUGGACGCAACUAUUUCACACGUUACGAUUACGAGGAGUGUGACUUGGCACCGUGCAACGAGAUGAUGGAAACGCUCGAGAAAACCAUCACCGAUCCGGGCUUUGUGGGUAAAGAGUUGAGUGCCGGCGGCAAGACGUACAAGGUGAAGCUGGGCGACAACUUUAGCUACAACGAUCCGAUCGAUAAGUCAGUAUCGACCAAGCAAGGGCUGCGGAUUGUGUUCACCGAUGGUAGCCGCGUCGUAAUGCGGCUCAGUGGUACGGGUAGUUCCGGUGCUACCGUGCGGCUGUACAUCGAUUCGUACGAGAAGGAGAACGUGCUGGGCAGUGCGUCGGAAAUGCUGAAACCCUUGAUUGAUAUUGCACUGGAAGUUUCCAAACUGCCUAGCUUCACUGGGCGUAAUGCACCGACCGUUAUUACGUAAAUUGGGGUUUACUCUUGAACGGUGCA
Messenger RNA from Anopheles maculipalpis, 1765 nucleotides. It is a transcript of the gene Pgm1, whose product is annotated as phosphoglucomutase. Lineage: Eukaryota; Metazoa; Arthropoda; Insecta; Diptera; Culicidae. Gene Ontology annotation, molecular function: phosphoglucomutase activity; magnesium ion binding. Gene Ontology annotation, cellular component: cytosol. Bases 54 to 1739 code for a protein of 561 amino acids. The record is from RefSeq and is a predicted model, not a curated record. The transcript has 2 exons. Gene Ontology annotation, biological process: carbohydrate metabolic process.